AUUCGGCGUAGCCUACAUUUACAUUUUAUAGCGUUCAUGCCCUAAUAAUACUUGUGUACAGCUGGUGGCAGUAAUACGUCUUGUGACAGUGAGUGACGUUCUUGAGGAGAAAGCCUACCAAAGAAGAAGAAAAUGGAACCAGGAAGUGCAAGCUAGCUAACCAUCUGUCUUGUGUAAUAGGUCUAGUUUUCAUGUUACAUUAAGAUAAAUAUGACAUUAUAUUAGGUAGAUUUAUAUUGUAGAAAUAAAUGCCUUUGCUAAUACAAAAUAGAAGAAUCGAACGACCAGGUUCGACAGUCGAUUUGUUCGCCAGAUAUCCGCAUUUGCAGGAAAACGCCCGAGUAUUUCGGUCCAUGCCGGUUGUAGAUGUCGACCCGAAGUGCCUCCUAUACAUACAGCAACGAGAGUUUGCAGCCACAACACCAGCGGACAACUCUGUCGCUGUCCUUGGUUCUGAUGAUGCAACCACCUGCCACCUAGUUCUGGUACGACACACAGGAAGUGGAGCUGCUUGCCUUGCUCACUGUGAUGGCUCCAGCACGUGGAGUGAGGUUCCCCUCAUCGUCAAAGCUGUCACAUCUCUGAGCAAGGACCCUGCCAAGGAGGGCAGGCUGGAGCUCCACCUCGUUGGAGGUUUUGAUGAUGAGUCAAAGACGUCCCACAAACUCAGCCUUAACCUAUUGUCGGCCUUCCAGAGACAGAAAGAGGAUAUUCACCUAGAGACCUGCUGCAUCACAGAGAUGAAUGACGUCUUAGUGGACGGAGCGCACAGACCGGGUGUGCAUGGCAUAGGUAUAAAUAUUAAAACAGGGGAGGUGUUCCCCGCCUCGUUCCCUUACAAAGGACCCGCGGAGGAGCUGCGAUCAGCACGGACAUUCACUGGGGGCCAGAUGGCUGAUAUAUAUGACUCGAACAAAGGAGUUGUGAAGAUAGGCCCAUGUAAGUGGUCCCCGAAUCUGGAUAUUUCCUUCUGGCUGUCGCAAGACGAUGACACCAUCUUAAAGUACCUAUCCACGUCCCCAACGGCUGAGCCACCACACUUUGUCCAGCACAUCAAGUCCACCAUCCAGUUCCUCCUGGAGCACCCCAGUUCAGACAGCGUCUUCCCUGGAGGACAGCCCCAGCACUACCGCAGAACAGAGCAGGGGGACUGGGAGAAUGUUAACCAGACAUAAAGGGCUUGAGACCCUUCUCUAACCCCCUAUUACUUUGACUUUCCCUGGAAUCUGUCCGGAAAUGGAAUCACUCCUUAACUUCUGGAAGACAAGACACUGUGACCCUCCUCUUUACGCCAUUGUGGGCAUCACAUGUUAUUGUUUUUUUGACUUGGUACCAGUACUCCCUGUAUAUAGCCUCUUUAUUUUAAUUUUAUUGUUGCUCUUUUAUUUUUUACUUUUGUUUGUUUAGUAAUUAUUUUUCUUAACUGCAUUGUUGGUUAAUGGCUUGUAAGUAAGCAUUUUACAGUAAGGUAAAAUUGUAUUCGGUGCAUGUGACAAAUAAAAUUUGUUUUGAUUU
Molecule: messenger RNA, 1515 nt
Organism: Oncorhynchus mykiss (rainbow trout)
Lineage: Eukaryota; Metazoa; Chordata; Actinopteri; Salmoniformes; Salmonidae
Product: protein N-terminal asparagine amidohydrolase
Biological process (GO): ubiquitin-dependent protein catabolic process
Cellular component (GO): nucleus
Molecular function (GO): protein-N-terminal asparagine amidohydrolase activity
Source: RefSeq, a predicted model, not a curated record